AUGAUAGCUAAUAGAGGGAACAUCCUUACCGGAAUCCUUGAGCGCUUUGACGAGAGCAUCAAGAAAAGGAGUUACAACCAAAAGAGUGAAGACUGUCCAGACGGCUCUAUCGAGAAUCAGCGCCCAACCGCGCAGUCCGGCUGGCCGAGGAACGAACGUUUCACGCUCGGCCAAAUCUCAUCCGUCCGUCUGAAGUCUCGGCCAAAGUCCAAAACCGUUCGGCCGAUCACGCAUCACGACCCGGGAAACAAGUCCCGCGGUCGGCCACGCCACAACCGCUCACGCCAACCGCGCACGACCAUGCCGCGCGAGCCGGGAAACAAGCCUCGCGGCCGCGCAACCUGUCUCGCGUACCACGGCCGAUGCGCCGUCCGAGCCGGGAACUACGUCCCGCGUCCGGCCGAGAAUUCAUCGGCCAAUCUUCAUCCGUCCGACCACAGCGGCCGACCACGAAUCCGUCCGGCCACGACCGUUCCGAUCGUACUAGCGGCCAUGACCCGAUCAUCCGGCCGAUCGUCCCGACCGACCGUCCCAACGCCGCGGUCGACCCGAAGCCCGUUUUGA
This is a messenger RNA of Microthlaspi erraticum, 564 nucleotides long. NCBI's taxonomy places the organism in Eukaryota, Viridiplantae, Streptophyta, Magnoliopsida, Brassicales, Brassicaceae. The record is from the annotation of a GenBank genome assembly.